Molecule: messenger RNA, 4366 nt
Organism: Polyodon spathula (Mississippi paddlefish)
Lineage: Eukaryota; Metazoa; Chordata; Actinopteri; Acipenseriformes; Polyodontidae
Product: tyrosine-protein phosphatase non-receptor type 14-like
Exons: 19
Coding region: 604-4134 (1176 amino acids)
Biological process (GO): protein dephosphorylation; lymphangiogenesis
Cellular component (GO): cytoskeleton
Molecular function (GO): protein tyrosine phosphatase activity
Source: RefSeq, a predicted model, not a curated record
AAUUCCACAGUUCUGAUGUCACAAGGGAGAGAUCGCACAUUUUCUCUUUAAACCUAAACGCUCCUUGUGUCUCUUGGGCGUUUUAUUACCAAGAUUAACAUAUUCUAAUUACCAGAAACACAGUAAAGGAGAUCAAAAAACUAGUUACGGAUUCCUAGGCAAGUUUUUCAAAGUAUGCGCGCGCGUACUUUUUUUGAUACAAAAAAGUUGGAAAGUUAUUUCCACCCCACACAAAAGUAGUCAUUGUGUGCUCUAGACAAACCUUUCAAUUUGAACUUCUUUCUAACAGAGUAAAACGCUUCGAUAUUUGAAAAAAACGAAGACUCGAUGUAGAGGGUUACGCACAGUAAGGGAACUUUCUUUGCAUUGUGGAAACCAUUACAAUUUUAGGUCUUUGGAUCUAUGAACUAUACGUAACCGAAGGAAAACGACAUGUAACCUGUACUGGAAGCCUGUAUCUAUUAAUGUCUUUGGGCAUGGGACAGUCAUUUUCACCUGCAGAGUUCUUUGGCUGGGGGACUUGCCUUCAAGACCAGGAGAAGACUUCCUAAAGUGAAGCGGCACACGUGGCGAGGGUAGAUCUGUUUCUAAGGCCCCUCAGCCAUGCCCUUCCGGAUCAAACUCCGCCGCACCAGGCGCUAUAACGUCUUGAGCAAGAACUGCUUUGUGACCCGCAUCCGCCUACUGGACAGCAAUGUCAUCGAGUGCACACUGUCAGUGGAGAGCACCGGCCAGGAGUGUCUGGAGGCGGUCGCUCAGAGACUCGAGCUGCGGGAGACACACUAUUUUGGUCUGUGGUUCCACAGUAAAACGCAGCUCCAGAGAUGGGUGGAGUUGGAGAAAGCCUUGAAAAAGCAGCUGGACAAAUUUGGCAACGAGCCUCUUCUGUUCUUUGGUGUAAUGUUCUACGUGCCAAAUGUUGCUAGACUUGAACAAGAGGUCACAAGGUAUCAGUAUUACCUUCAAGUUAAAAAGGAGAUUCUUGAUGGACGACUGUCAUUUUCAGUAGAACAAGGGAUCAGGCUAGCUGGCUUAGCUGUACAAGCUGAUUUUGGAGACUAUAAUCAGUUUGAGUCCCAGGAUUUCCUCAGGGAAUAUGUCCUGUUUCCAGUGAAAUGGACCCAAGGUGAAGACGUAUUAGAAGACCUGACACAGAAAGUAGCUCGGGAACACAAGAGGCACUGUGGAAUGCCACCAGCAGAAGCUGAGCUACUUUACAUUAAGGAAGUGGAACAGCUGGAAGGCUUUGGGCAAGAAAGUUUUUCAGCAAAGGAUAACCUUGCAAAUGAUAUUUACCUUGCCGUUUCCUUCAUGGGAGUGUUUGUCAAAUACAGGAAUGGUAGAUCAACCAGCACAUACAGAUGGAAUGACAUUGGUAAUAUCACACACAACAAGUCAGCAAUUACCAUAGAGUUAACAAACAAAGAAGAGACUGUCCCAUUUCACAUGGAUGACAUGGAAAUGGCCAAAUACAUUUCAAGACUGUUCACCGCACGACACAAAUUUUAUAAACAGAAUAAAAUAUGCACAGAACAGUCGAAUUCCCCUGCACCAAUCAGGAGACGGCAACCUUGGAUCAGGUCCUCAUUGCCAAGACCAUUUAUCCUGCCAUCUAUGCACAGCCAGUAUGGAGAGCAUUACCAAGAAACUCGCACCUCACAAGACAGCAUUUUCCUCGAUGAAAUGUCCUACUACAGGUCCCAGACUAGCUUGGAAGGGUGUCCAGUCGAUUUCUACACAGUCCCGAAUGGCAGUGUGUAUAGUGCACCCAGUAUGAACUCUCUCAACCAUUCCCAGAACUUCAUCCAGGCUUCGCCAAUGUCCUCCAACCUCAGUAUUCCAGGCAGUGACAUCAUGAGGCCAGACUACAUUCCUAGCCAUAGACACAGUGCCAUCAUUGUUCCCUCUUACCGACCAACCCCAGAUUAUGAGACUGUUGUACGGCAUCAAAGGGGUAUCCACAUAGACUGCCAGACCCAGUCCCUGAGGAACCUCAACAUCAGGAACUCCUACGCCUAUGGCCAGCCUGAGGGCAUGGUGUACAGUCAGCCUGAAAUACGAGAGCGGCCCCAAUACCCAUAUCCUUAUGGGCUUCCAGUCGACUACAACAAGCCUGUGCCUCCCUCGGCUCAGAUGAACCCCAACAGCUCUGCACAAAGCCAUGCUGCAGCAAGUGCUAUUUCCCACACAGUCAGCACUCCAGAGCUAGCCAACAUGCAGCAACAGGGCAAUCAAGGCUACAAUACAGCCCACAUGCUGAGGAACCAUUUCUCCAGGCCACCACCUCCAUAUCCACGUUUCCGGCCUGCCACUAGCACGCCAGACCUAGCCAGCCACAGGCACAAACCAGUCAAUGGCAGCAGCCCCGAGCCAGUAAUGCGCAAGGUCCAGUUGUCCGUAAAGACCUUCCAACAAGGCAGCUCCCCAGUGGUCCACCAGCCCCCACAGGAAGUCAGUGAGCCACUAACUGCUGUCAAGCACCGCCCAUCGGUCAACAAGCGCCACAGCCUAGAAGUGAUGAGCUGCAUGGUCCGUGGUAUGGAGGCCGUGACUUUGAAGACAUUGAACGCACCUCUGCCUCGCAGGAACACGCUAAGAGAGCAGGUCCAACCUGAAGAACCAGUUCAAAAGGUCCAAGAGGUUAAGCAGCCUCCACAAUACCAGCACAAGAAGACCUUGUCUAAUGCUACCAUGCUGAUUCACAGCAGCGACAGUGAAGAGGAAGAGGAGACCCCAGACUAUGACGUGCAGAUACCAGGGCUAAAUGAAGACAUCAGUGCUCAGCUGCAGGCGGCUUUGGCCAAAAUCCCCAACAAACCCCCACCUGAGUACCCAGGGCCAAGAAAAACGGUCAGUAAUGGAACUAUCAGGCAAGACCAGCUGAAUUACAUCUCGGAGGAAGCUGCCAGGGCCAGGAUGAUGAGGGCCGGCCAGAGUCAGGUCAGCAGCCUCUCUCGCACUGAGCAGGUGACACUAAACGGUCCUUCACUUGGACCGUCUAUUUCAGAGCCUGACCUGACCAGUGUGAAAGAGCGUGUCAAGAAGGAACCAGUAAAGGAGAGACCUGUGUCUGAAUUGUUCUCUAUAGAAGACAGCAUUGUGGAGAGGGAAAUAAUGCAGAGGAAUUUAGAGAAGCAGAAGAUGGACUCCCUUAAGAGGCCGUUGAAAAUGGCUGCGCUUAAUGGUCUCUGUGUGGCAAGGUUGCCGGUUCCUGAGGACAACCAGGAGGACACUUACAAAGUGAUAACGGAUGAAAGGUGUAAAAUCCUGGAAAGGAAGCUCGAAGAGGAAAUGGUGUUCACAGAGUAUGAGCAGAUCCCAAAGAAGAAAGCUGACGGCGUUUUCACCACGGCAGUGAUGCCAGACAACGCAGAGCGAAACCGCUUCCGGGACAUCGUUCCUUAUGAGGAAAACCGUGUUGAGCUUGUGCCAACCAAAGAAAACAACACCGGCUACAUCAAUGCCUCCCAUAUCAAGGUGAGCAUCCGCAGCGAGGAGUGGCACUACAUUGCCACACAAGGGCCCCUGCCAAACACGUGCCAGGAUUUCUGGCAGAUGGUCUGGGAGCAGGGAGUGAAUGUCAUAGCCAUGGUUACCGCGGAGGAGGAGGGUGGAAGGCCGAAGAGCCAUAGGUACUGGCCUAAACUAGGCUCCAAGCACAACUCGGCAACCCACGGCAAGUUCAAAGUGACAACCAAGUUCCGCACAGAUUCUGGUUGCUAUGCAACUACAGGUUUAAAGGUCAAGCAUCUUUUGUCUGGACAGGAGAGGACCGUGUGGCACUUGCAGUACACUGAUUGGCCGGAUCAUGGUUGUCCUGAAGAAGUGCAAGGAUUUUUAUCCUAUCUGGAGGAGAUUCAGUCUGUGCGUCGUCACACCAACAGCAUGCUCGACUCGUCGAAGAGCAACAAUCCUCCCAUUGUAGUGCACUGCAGUGCUGGGGUGGGGAGGACUGGAGUCGUUAUCCUUACAGAACUGAUGAUCGGCUGUUUGGAACACAAUGAGAAAGUGGAUGUCCCUAUGAUGCUGGAGUAUCUCAGGCAGAAACGCAUUUUAAUGGUCCAGACUAUCGCCCAGUAUAAAUUUGUCUACCAGGUUCUCAUUCAGUUCCUCAAAAACUCCAGGCUAAUAUAGAAUUGAGAACAAUCUGUCUGCCAUUUGACUGCUGUUGUACUUCGGUCCUAAUUACUUCAAACCUUGUACAUUUCACUUGUCAUGUUAAUAGCGCCUUGUUACAUAUAAUCUGUCUGAACAUCAAUAUAUUACUUGAUGUUCUGAUAUUAAGAAUAUAUGCUACUUUCUUACUAAUGUCCUUCAUAAUAAUAUAUACCUUUAAACAUCUGAAUAACACUUCUUAGUAUAGUAA